GCCACGAGCGUCAUUUGUAUGGUGUGAUCAGUGUUAUCAACAUGUGCAAGUUAAAUUUGCUGGUUCAUUUUGCUCUGUUUUGCACAACGGUCGGUGUGCAAUGUGACUCAAGUGCCGAAACAUCGAGUGAUGUAAAAGGAGGUUUUGCGUUUGAAAUGAUCAUGACAAAACUAAUACAGCUAGAAGAUCAUAUUAAACUGAAGGACGAUGCAUUGGAAAAAAGCUAUAAGGAAAUAAAUUGCAGGAUUGAAAAUUAUGUACAAAACAAGGAGAAAGAAAACGAAAUAAACGAAAAUGUUUAUAAAUCUUGCAAUGCUGCACCAUUUGCUUCUUCUGGUGUAUAUAAAAUACAACCUGAAAAGCCAUUUAAAGAGCCAAUUACUGUGCUGUGCGAUCAAGAGUACGAAUCAGGCGGCUGGAUUGUGAUACAGCAUCGUUUUGACGGAACCACAAACUUCUAUCGGAAUUGGAAGGAGUACAAGAAUGGGUUCGGAAAUCUGGAUGGAGAAUUUUGGCUGGGUUUGGAUCGUAUUUAUCAGUUGACUGUGUCGCAACCACAUGAACUGAUUGUACUGCUGGAGGAUUUUGACGGGAAUAAAACGUUCGCCAGAUACGAUCACUUUGAAAUAGGUGAUGAAGGCCAAAAGUAUUCGGUCAUGAAAAUAGAAAAAUACUCAGGAACGGCCGGAGAUGCUUUCAGCGGCACUAAAAGUGUAAAGUUUUCUACAUUUGAUGCGGAUAAUGAUACCUGGGACAAUCAUUGUGCAGUGAAGUUUACCGGAGCCUGGUGGUAUAGCAAUUGUCAUUCAAGCAAUCUUAAUGGAAAAUAUCUGAAAGGCGAAACGAAGGAAUAUGCUACAGGAAUGGUGUGGUCAUCGUUUCGUGGACAUUAUUAUGCACUAAAAACUGCGAAAAUGAUGAUAAGGCCAAAAAUGUAAUCGGUUUUCCAUGCGACACAAAACUUAAAGGGUUUUCCAAGUCACUUUCGAAUGUAAACAUUGAUAUUCGCCGCGUGCAAGAUGCUAAUCCACAUCAAUCUGUUAUUUCAUUUACAUCACAAUAAUAUUAUCCACAUGAUUUUCAACACCCUGAAGCUCAACUGAAGUGUUGAAAAUCAUGUGUUGAAAUUGAAACUUCAUUUUGAACAAAUAAACCAUUUGA
Molecule: messenger RNA, 1161 nt
Organism: Anopheles arabiensis
Lineage: Eukaryota; Metazoa; Arthropoda; Insecta; Diptera; Culicidae
Product: ficolin-2-like
Exons: 2
Coding region: 42-938 (298 amino acids)
Source: RefSeq, a predicted model, not a curated record